AUGGUGGAGGAGGGGAAUUUGGGGGUGGAGGGGAUGGGGAAGGCGGUGGCGGGCUGCUGUAGUAAGGGUUUGGCGUUGGCGGUGGUGGUGGGGAGAAGAGUGGAGGCGGCGGCGGCGGUGGUGAAUUUGGUGGUGGAGGUGGUGGGGGACGGGUACAUGGAGGUAAUGGGGAUGGGGAAGGCGGCGGUGGCGAUGGUGGCGGCGGCGAUGGAGAUGGUGGCGGCGGAGACGGUGGUGGAGGUGAAGGAGGAGGAGGUGGUGGAGAGUAAACCGGCGGCGGUGGAGAGUAAACCGGUGGUGGCGGUGACGGCGGUGGUGGUGAUGGAGGAGGAGGCGGUGGAGAGUAAACCGGUGGUGGCGGCGACGGCGGUGGAGGAGAGUAGACUGGCGGUGGAGGCGAGUAUACUGGCGGAGGAGGCGAGUAGACUGGUGGUGGCGGCGGUGGAGGAGAGUAAACCGGAGGUGGAGGCGAAUACACAGGCGGUGGUGACGGGAGAACAACAGGUGGCGGAGGAGGCGACGGAGGCGGCAGAGGAGGAACAAAAGGAGCACAUCUAA
Messenger RNA from Linum trigynum, 558 nucleotides. NCBI's taxonomy places the organism in Eukaryota, Viridiplantae, Streptophyta, Magnoliopsida, Malpighiales, Linaceae. The record is from the annotation of a GenBank genome assembly.